Messenger RNA from Carassius auratus (goldfish), 1664 nucleotides. RefSeq lists its product as uncharacterized. NCBI's taxonomy places the organism in Eukaryota, Metazoa, Chordata, Actinopteri, Cypriniformes, Cyprinidae. The transcript has 2 exons. The coding region runs from base 699 to 1664 and encodes 321 amino acids. The record is from RefSeq and is a predicted model, not a curated record.
AGAUGCGCAUAACGAUCGGCCGAUCGUGAUCGGAGCACCCCUAGUGUUGGACCACAGACGGAUGUCAACGCUGGAAAACCACUUUGCCACCGGCAAACAUUUGAGGAUGGUUAAAGCAGCAGCGGAAGCAGGCAGGAAGAAGCAGCUCACCUACACAGAGGCAUCAACUUCCAAAACAGUUGCUAGGGCUGAAAGGAUCAAGAUUUGUGAAACCUGGGUUGCCACCUGCACUGCAAUCAACAUCCCACUGUCUAAGAGUGACCACCCUACACUGAGGAAAUUUCUGAAUGAGAAUAUCAUCAAUGGCGGCGCAAUUCCAGGGUUUCCCCAGCUUCAAGAAAUGUACUUGGGAGCAGUAUAUGGAGGGAAAAAUAGGAGCUGAAGACACUUCUUGCAGGAAAACCUCUUGCUGUGAUAUUCGAUGAGACUCCAGAUGUCGAGGGGAGAUGUGUCCUGAAUAUCCUCCUUGCACCACUUGAGAAGGAUCAUUCUGGGAGGAUCUUGGCCUACCUUGCUGAUACAGUUUUCCUUGAGCAGUGCAAUCAUUCCACUGUAUCCAUGGCUGUUGUAAGGUGCCUUCAAGAAUACAGCAUUCACAACGAGGAUGUGAUUGUGUUCGACACUGAUAAUGCAGCCUACAUGAAGAAGGCAUUCACAGCAGCUCUGCAACCAUUGUUCCCCAACUCACUACACAUCACAUGCAUGGCUCACAUAAUGAAUCUCAUUGGCAAUGCCUUCCGCAAACCUUUUGUUCAGUUGAACAUCUUCAUGCUAAGUUUCUCCCAGAUGUUCUUCAAUGCUGGAUCACGCAAGAGAAGGUACCUCUGCUUCAUGACAAACAAGCUGCCAAGAAAAAAGGCAGUCAUGCCUCUCCACAUUCUGUUGAGAGAAUCCAUGAGAUGCUUCAGGACCCAGACCUAGCUCAGUCCCUGAAUGUCCACAUUAACAUCACUUGUCUACUCAAUGUCUUUCAGAACAGGCGUCCUGUGACCACAAAGAUCUUCACUUAUCUGAAGGAUCUCCAGGUGGACUUUGCUGCCAACAAAGAGCUGCAGUAUGAGGUGUUUGCCGAAUACUUUGAAGGGUUUGACUUACCACACACUACUAAGACCCAGAUCCUCUGCACAGUUGGUCAGGCAUAUGAAAAUGCUGAAAAAAAGCUCACCAAGUACAUGUCACAUGGGCAGCUGGCCAUUGAGUUUCUCCAGGAGGUCAGGGUGUUUGACCCUCGCCACAUCGCAUUCCUAGAUGACUCCGUAGCAAGCUACAAGGCCAUUCCAGGUUUCACUGAAGUGCCGGGUGAUGAAUUUGAUUCUUACUUCAAGACUUUUGGUCCAGCAGCACUCAGAGCUGCACCAUCUGGCGUGGUGGAUUUGGAUGUGUUUUGGGAUGGCCUACAGGAGAGACUUCCUGUGCCAAGUUCUUUGGCCAAACGGUACAAAGAUGCUGUCUCAAACUCAGCAGAUGCUGAACGCAGCAACAGCAUCUACAAACUGGUGUUGUCUAACCGAAGAAGAUUAACUACCAACCAAAACCUCAAAGCCUUAGUCUUCCUUUACCACAACCAACGAGUCCGCAGUGGAGCAUUUGAGAGAGAGGGGAUGGUGGAGGGGGAGGAGAUGGAAGUUGAGGGAGAGGGGAUGGAGAAUGAGGAUUGCAAAUGA